This is a messenger RNA of Myotis daubentonii (Daubenton's bat), 1900 nucleotides long. RefSeq names its product aminolevulinate dehydratase (gene ALAD). Gene Ontology annotation, molecular function: porphobilinogen synthase activity; zinc ion binding. The record is from RefSeq and is a predicted model, not a curated record. Gene Ontology annotation, biological process: heme biosynthetic process. Lineage: Eukaryota; Metazoa; Chordata; Mammalia; Chiroptera; Vespertilionidae. Gene Ontology annotation, cellular component: cytosol.
CCGCCCCUCGCGGGGCUGCAGCUGGUCAGCCCUCCAGCCAAGAGCCCCCGGGGGUGUGGCCUGCUCGCUGGCGGGGCGGGGUGUGAAUUGGCCGCCGCUUCCGGGAAGCAGCCCGCCCCUCGUGCACCGGGGAGACUAGAUUGAGAGCGAGGGAGCGGUGGCGGGAGCGUAGGCUCGCAGCUCCGAGGAGGUAAGCUGAACACCCAGCAGAUACCCCAGGAGCCCUCAGUUCCAACCAGCUGGCUACCCUGUACCCUGACUGCUCACCAUGCAGCCUCAGUCUGUUCUCCACAGCGGCUACUUCCACCCAUUGCUUCGGACCUGGCAGGCAGCUGCCACUACAUUCAGUGCCUCCAACCUCAUCUACCCCAUCUUUGUCACGGAUGUUCCUGAUGAUGUACAGCCUGUUGCCAGCCUUCCAGGAGUGGCCAGGUAUGGUGUGAACCGGCUAGAAGAGAUGCUGAGGCCCCUGGUGGAAGAGGGCCUGCGCUGCGUCCUGGUAUUUGGUGUCCCCAGUAGAGUUCCCAAGGAUGAGCGGGGCUCUGCAGCAGACGCUGAGGACUCCCCGACUGUCGAAGCAGUUCGUCUGUUGCGCAAGACCUUCCCCAGCCUGCUGGUGGCCUGUGACGUCUGCCUGUGCCCCUACACCUCCCAUGGUCACUGUGGGCUUCUGAGCGAGAAUGGGGCUUUCCAGGCCAAGGAGAGCCGCCAGCGGCUGGCAGAGGUGGCUCUGGCCUAUGCCAAGGCAGGAUGUCAGGUGGUAGCCCCGUCGGACAUGAUGGAUGGACGCGUGGAAGCCAUCAAGGAGGCUCUGAUGGCACAUGGAUUUGGCAACAGGGUAUCGGUGAUGAGCUAUAGCGCCAAAUUUGCUUCCUGUUUCUAUGGGCCUUUCCGGGACGCGGCUCAGUCAAGCCCAGCUUUUGGAGACCGCCGCUGCUACCAGCUGCCACCGGGAGCACGAGGCCUGGCGCUCCGAGCAGUGGACCGGGACGUCCGGGAAGGAGCCGACAUGGUCAUGGUGAAGCCGGGAUUGCCCUACCUGGAUAUUGUGCGGGAGGUGAAGGACAAGCACCCAGAGCUCCCUCUGGCCGUGUACCACGUUUCUGGAGAGUUUGCUAUGCUGUGGCACGGAGCCCAGGCUGGAGCGUUUGAUCUCAAGGCCGCUGUACUGGAGGUCAUGACUGCCUUCCGCAGAGCUGGUGCCGACAUCAUCAUCACCUACUACACACCUCAGCUUUUGCAGUGGCUGAAGGCAUGAUGGAGAGAGUGUGCACGACCCAAGAACUAGAACUUUACAGAGGCCCCGGGGCCUUGGAGAAGUGAAAACCAAAGUAAAUGCUGCUUUUAGAACUGUGCCCUUGUGCCCUUUUCCUGCCAAAUCUUACCACUGUCAGCCACAUCUUCCUGGGCUCCACCAAGCUUCUCCACCCUCCCCUGUGUCAGCCCUGAGGCCACCUCUGCCACCCUAGCUCCUUCCUCUGGUGUUGCUUCCGUUUGAAAGCUCUCGUGGGCACAGGUUUGUGGGGCCUGGGAGAGGAGUUUGGAGCAUUAGGCGAAGAGGAAGACAGUUGGAUCGUGGAUCCUCAGAAGCUGUGGAAAGCCCACGGCCUCUGGCAACAUGCCACAUCUGCUGGACAUCGGGCCUGGGGGCUAGACUGACAUUCCUGAGUUCAAAGUUGAGACUUGCUGCGAUUCCACAGGAAGGCGAUUCCCACACGGCCAGCAGUUGCCAGGCUGCCCGCGAUCUGCUCUACUCUGAGCCAUAAACCCCAGACAAGAAUUACUCAUUAACGAGCAGAAACAUUGCCAGGGGAUCAAAAUUCAGAAGCAAAGAGAAAGUUCCUGAUUGUUGAAGAUGCCACCCAUCCAAAAGGCUUUUUAUUAAAGAGAUAUUUUUUGA